Molecule: messenger RNA, 2838 nt
Organism: Notodromas monacha
Lineage: Eukaryota; Metazoa; Arthropoda; Ostracoda; Podocopida; Cyprididae
Source: the annotation of a GenBank genome assembly
AUGAAGAAAAGCUCCAAGAUUUCAGAGGAACGGGAAUGUCCCUUAGACAAAGAUGAACUCGGGAAUGCCACAUGGAAAUUUCUUCACACAAUGGCUGCUUAUUACCCGGAUAGCCCCACGUCUGCGCAACAACAGAACAUGUCGAAUUUUUUCAAGCUUUUCUCUCGGUUUUAUCCCUGUGAUUUUUGCGCAGCUGAUUUCCGUGAUUCACUGCGAGAAUUUCCUCCCGUGACGAAAAAUCAGAAGACGUUGAGUUUAUGGCUUUGCGAGCGACACAACGAAGUUAACGAGAAGUUGGGAAAACCGCUGUUCGACUGUUCUAAAGUUGUCGUCAGUCUCGCUGUAGCAGUAAAGGAGAUUGUGGAGAAUUCCCUUGAUGCCGGUGCGACAAAUGUCGAAAUCAAAUUUAAAGACCGAGGCUUGGAUUCUAUAGAGGUUUCCGACAACGGUUGCGGAAUUCAUGAAAAUGAUUUCGAAGCUCUGGGAGUAGAGACGUAUGGAUUCAGAGGAGAGGCGAUCAGUUCAUUGUGUGCCUUGUCAGAAGUAACUGUGAUUACGAAGCACAAGGCAGCUGCACGUGCUUCAAAAUUGGUUUAUGAUCGUCAUGGAAAAAUUUCCGAACAUGUCGUUGCGUCUCGACAGGUGGGCACGACGAUAACACUUGCCAAACUGUUUGAAACGUUCCCCGUGAGAAGACAACAAUUCAUGAGCUGUCUGAAAAACGAAUUUGCAAAAGCUGAAGAAAUCCUAAUCGGCUAUGCUCUCGUACGAAACGGAGUCAGAUUCUCUUGUUCAAACGUCCAUUCGAACGGGAAACUUUCCCCGGUGUUGCGAACGCAAGGAAGAGGAUCCAUGAAAGAAGCUAUUGUGGAAGUUUUUGGACCGAAAUUGGCCCAAACUGUGAUCCCGUUUGUCCAAAUACCUCCUACCGAAGACAUUUUGGGGGAGUACAAUUUGAGUAAUCAUUCCGGCGAGGUUUCAGAUCUGUUCUCUGUUGAGGGAUUCGUGUCGAGCUGUCGACACGGCGAUGGGAGAUCGGCUCCCGACAAGACAUACUUUUUUGUAGAUUCUCGUCCUUGUGAUCUGCCAUCCAUCGCUAAAGUGAUCCGAAACGUGUAUCAGCAGUUCAACAGGAAUCAGUAUCCUUUCGUUUGUUUGAAUAUCGCUGUGAAGAAAGGAGCUGUGGAUGUGAAUGUAACGCCGGACAAACGGAAGGUUAUGUUGCAUCACGAGAAACUUUUCUUGGCCACCGUGAAGUCGUCGUUGAUCGAAAUGUAUCAGAAUAUUCCAUCACAAAUUCCCACGAUCGACAGCAGCCGCACAAUUCUCGAUGUCACUUCAACUAAAAGCACCAACGAAGAGAAUAGUGAAGAAAAGCUAACUUUUGCUGCAAGUAUUGCUUCUAGGUUUAGCUCAUCGUCUCCUGGUCAUCGUUUCUCGUCGGAGCGGAAGCGAUUGUCUGUGAAUACGCUUGAAUUCCGUGCCAAGGAAAAUUCGAAACAAAGAAAAUUGGACACGUAUUUUGGGAAGUGCGACGAUUCCUCAUCCAAGGCACAGACUGAAGUGGAUCAGGUUUUUGGCUGUACUGGUUCCCAACGAAAUAAUUCGUCAAAGAACAGAUUUUCUGCGUUUGCGUGUUCAGUGGAUGAAUUUGUUUCCGCCGAUCAACGUACAAUCACUCUUAAUGAAGCUUCUACGUCCGAAAUCGAACGUGCAUCCACGAAUGAACAAACCUAUGUGGAAGAAAGAUCAGAAAAUACCCUGGAAUUCCGAAUGCUGUCUGAAUCUUCGGAUAUUUCGAAAAUUAGUUUACCCGAGAUAGUUUUCAAAAUCCUUGGGAAAUCUUGCGAAAUGGAAAGUGGACCGAUCUUAUCGGAUAAGUUCGUCAGGGUGUCUUCUUGCGAAGAGGAUGAUAAAUUGUUUGAUCUCAGUGGAGAACACGCUUCAGAGGGAAGGAGAAUGAAUGGCUGUGCUGCUGACAUGGUUCUGAACAUCAACCUGGAAGAAAUAUCCGAGCUAGUGAGAAGUUCAUCUCUCGUCUCGCAGUCAGACAGUGGAUGUCAAUUGAAAUUUAGGGCAAAAAUAGAACCUGGUCAAAAUGUAAGCGCGGAAGAAGAACUCAAGCGUGAAUUGUCGAAAGACUCUUUCAAGAAGAUGAAUAUUGUCGGGCAAUAUAACAAAGGCUUUAUUGUUGCCCUUUUCGGAGACGACCUAUUCAUUGUGGACCAACAUGCGAGUGACGAGAAGUGGAAUUUCGAGCAGCUGCAGAAGAAGACGAAGAUAAGCGGACAAAAGUUGAUGGCGCCAAUAAAAAUGGAGCUUACGUUGAGCAAUGAGGCCAUCCUGGUGGACAAUCUACUCUGUUUCCAAAAAUUGGGCUAUGAUUUCUUGAUCGACGAUGACGAACGCGUUGGUCGCCGAGUGAAAAUAGUCCAAGUCCCGCACAGUAAACAAUGCGUUUUCGGCGUCAAGGAAAUCGAAGAGAUGAUUUUUCAGUUGGGCGGUGGUUCGGAUGACGGGGAUGAUGUCAGAACGAUUUGGACUGGUAGCUGCGGACCAAAACCAGCUGCCAUGUGGCGUAUGUUUGCAUACCGAGCGUGUCACACGGCUGUGAGAAUCGGGAUGGAUUUGCGAUUCAGUGACAUGAGAAGAAUUCUAGACAACAUGUCGUCCAUGGACAGUCCUUGGGACAGAUUGAGGGAUUCCUACUUGUUCCUUCCUACAAAUGUAGGACUGUCCUCAUGGUCGUCCAACGAUCCGGCACAUGUUCAACCUCCAAAUGUUGAAGGAAGACACCGAGGGAAUUUGAAAGACAGGUCACUAAUGAAAAUAUUGUAG